This is a messenger RNA of Haliotis rubra (blacklip abalone), 2599 nucleotides long. RefSeq names its product orexin receptor type 2-like. NCBI's taxonomy places the organism in Eukaryota, Metazoa, Mollusca, Gastropoda, Lepetellida, Haliotidae. Gene Ontology annotation, molecular function: neuropeptide Y receptor activity. The record is from RefSeq and is a predicted model, not a curated record. The transcript has 5 exons. Gene Ontology annotation, biological process: G protein-coupled receptor signaling pathway. Bases 235 to 1419 code for a protein of 394 amino acids. Gene Ontology annotation, cellular component: membrane.
UGUAUGGACCAGUCUAAACUAUAGGGAGUUAUUUGCUUCAAGCUUCCGAUCUAACCGCUGACAGAAGCGAGCGUUCGAUCAGGCUACGGAAACAAGCCUCUGUGAUUAAGCCAUCAGCUGCGGUUUCUGGAAAUAUUUGAUCAUUUGAAAUUAGUGACAUAAUUAUUUUCUUUCAAUUUGCGCCUUGAAAAACAAGCUCUCAUCUUUUUUCCUGAAGACGUGACCUGUUUGAUAAUGAAUAGUACAAAUAUAUCUACGAAUGGUACAGUACCGGAAUGCUAUGAGCUGAGUAGUGCUCUUCACUGCAUGAGCAAAGAUGAUUUUAUCAAUUCGAUUCUGAAGAAACACAUUUUUCCUACAACGACUGAAUGGGUGUUUGUUAUCCUCCACAUCAUAGUGUUUUUGGUGGGUGUUCUUGGUAACUUCUUGGUGUGUUUCGUUGUAUGCAGGAGCAAACACAUGCAAACAGUGACUAACUUGUUCAUAGUGAAUCUGGCUGUUGCAGACUUCCUUGUGUUUAUUACGUGUGAACCUCCAACUGUGCUACAGAAUAUAACAGAGACAUGGUUUCUUGGGAGGACACUCUGCAAGAUCGUCUUAUUCGCACAGACCCUGACUGUCUGCGUGUCAGUCCUAACUCUUUGCUGUAUUGCUGUGGAGAGGUACUACGCUAUCUGCCAACCACUCAGUUCGGACAUAACCUUCAGGAAAGUGUCUAUAACAAUGGUGGCCAUCUGGAUCGCGGGAUCUCUGGUAGCACUGCCCAAUCUGAUUUUCAUGGAGAUCACGAAGACGUAUGAAGACAUAGACAAUUAUCUGGUGUACAAUCGCAUGAGUUGGUCGUACACGACCGAUGUGGCCUACCAAGUAUUCUUGGCACUGGCGUUGUACGUGGUGCCAUUAAUCCUCAUGACCAUUGUGUAUUCUGUCGUGUCCUAUACUCUUUGGAGUGCCAAGGCUCCUGGUGCUGAAAACCUAGGUCGUUCAAACUCUAAAUCUAUACACAAUUCCGCUGACUCACAGCUCAUAGCAAGAAGAAAAGUUGCGAAGAUGUUAAUGGCAAUAGUUGGGAUCUUCUUCGUGUGCUAUCUUCCUCUUAAUUUGUUGUUCGUUGCCAGAUUUACUAAUCUGCUUGGGAAGGCAGGAGAAGACUCGAACCUUCUCCCCGGCAUCUUUCUCUUCUCUCAUUGGUUGUGUUACUUCAACAGUGCCAUCAACCCGGUUAUUUACAAUUUCAUGAGUGUAAAAUUUCGAGAUGAGUUCCGUCGUGUUUUUUCCUGUCAGCCCCCUCCUAAAAGCGGUCGGCUCUUUCCCUCCACAACCUGGACGUCAUCGGUGAACGGCGGAACGAAUUGCUCGGACAAACUGAUCGCCAAAUCAACGUAUAGGUCAACCAAGAACAAAGCUGCCAAUGUGUGAAUGUCAGGGCGUUUGACCAAUACUGCCCCAGAGUACUUGACCGUGGUCAAUAUUGAUUGGACCUUUGAGACGGUUACGCCUUGGUGAUUUCAAAUCCAGGAAUACAUAUUAGUGCCUCGGCAGAAUAGAAGAUUCAGUGGGAGAAUUACGAUAACGGGUUGCGGUAAACCCUGAGGUAAUGGAAGAUUUCAGGUUGUACUUGUUCUGAAACAAGUCGACGUCACUAGACCUCCUUGAGUGGCAUUUGGAAAUCCAAAGGGACACCUUGGGUGAUUGUUUGAAGCAUCAAGGUUAAAGAUUUACCGAAGCAUAACAACAUCAACAUCAACUGCUACGUGUUUGGACAAUGUGCACAUCAGUGAUACUAAAUACCAUUUGAGAAUAAGGCUUAUGUGCUGACGGACAGUUUUGUCGUAUAAUCGCAGGAUAGAUGAAGGGAGUUGUUUUCCGCCUACGUAACAGAACAUACAAGUUGUGAAAAUUCCCAAAUUAACAUUAUCGGACGACACAUGGUCGAUCACAAUUGCUAAAGGUGCUUAUUGAGAUUGUGCAGUCUGCCUUGGAGUAUGUUGCACGUACCAAGAUGAGAUGAUGUAAUAUUCAGACCCUCAGACGUACUUAGGAAAGCCUCGAGAACAAAUUUGAUGUCUCAAUAAUAUUUUACAAGUUUCUUUAAUAGUUCACCGAGUAGUUGUAAAUAUUACCCUUUCAUCAUGUGUCUGUCCCAAUUGGUCAUCAAGACAUAUACUUCCACUAUUUGUCAUUAAGACCUGGAUUCACUAUUUCUCAACUUCAGCCGAAGCAUCAUUAACCCAUAGAGUGUUACUCAGGAACUUUGGAGGGUAUUGAUCCGAAAUAGAUUUUUCGUUGCAAAUCGAUUUCUAAUUUAGGCCCGUCCUUGUGUGUACUGCUAGACGUUCCUAAUGGUAUGGGGGUCUUCAUCUUUCUAAUAGACACCGAUUACACCGAUGUUCCUUUGUUGGGAGAGUCAUCAGGCACAGAAGUUCUUGAGUCAUGAAUUUUAGUGCUUUUUUUGGCAUUACAAAAUAGGCGUUCAGUAAAAGAACAGACACCCAUAGGCUUUUUGUGUUUUGGACAGAGAUUGUAUCAUGUGAAAGGAUUUUGUUGAGUUGAAGUCACUACUGUAUGGUCUAUGAUAAAUAUACGGAUGAGCAUUGAU